This is a messenger RNA of Seriola aureovittata, 4996 nucleotides long. RefSeq names its product PPARGC1 and ESRR induced regulator, muscle 1 (gene perm1a). Gene Ontology annotation, cellular component: nucleus; cytoplasm. NCBI's taxonomy places the organism in Eukaryota, Metazoa, Chordata, Actinopteri, Carangiformes, Carangidae. The record is from RefSeq and is a predicted model, not a curated record. The transcript has 4 exons. The coding region runs from base 180 to 4283 and encodes 1367 amino acids. Gene Ontology annotation, biological process: response to muscle activity; regulation of DNA-templated transcription.
UAUAUUUAUCAAAUCAUGGGGCCUGCAGUGUUGCGUGCUCAUGCAAAAGAACGCCCACCAGAGGACAUAGAGCAUGGUGCUGCUGAGACUCCAGACUUCCUAGACCUUCACCUCCCGUAGACCAGGAUCACAGCUGAAACCUGACAGGUUAUAUUGUCACCCACCCCCCUCAAGUCAAAAUGGAAGACUUUGAAUACAGUGUGGAGAUCUGUGACCGUGACUGGGAAUGCUUCUUUGCGGAGUGCGAGGAAUGUAACCUGCUUCCUCCUUCAUUAGCAGGAGUGGAUGACUCGGGGAUGAGUGACAUCGAUGAUACAGGGUCCCUACUUCUUAAGAGGGCUCAGAAAGUCGAUCUAACACCAGGCUUUUCAGAGGCCGAACACCCCAUCGACGGCCCCCAAGACAGUGAAGGCUCUCCUGUGGAGGAUUACCUCAGCAAAGACGGCGUCAGUGGAAUGGAGAGCGUCCUCUCAGGCAGUGAGGAGGACAUACACCUGCAGUCUGUCAAUAUAUUCUUUGAAAGGCUGAAAAAUCUUACAGAGGCUGAGAGGUUUCCUGAGCCAAGCCAAGUGAGAGCUGGAAAAAACAGAGAGGCAAUACAGGAGGAGGAGCAGUAUAGUGAUGGGCAACAAGCCAGCAGCAGCUCUUUGCCAAAAAACAUCCCCAAGUUAAACUCUCUGCCUGCCAGGGGUGAAACAGCAGUUGGCAAAGAGACCAUGAGGCCUGUCGACACCAUCAGCAACAUAAACACAAUGAAAAAAGUUGAGCCUGGUUCCAAUGUUUCCCCUGAACCUGCAGCCAGUAACUCAGUGCUCAAGACUAACAAAUCAACUUACCCUGAAACAGAGUUAUUCAUCAGAGAGGAAGCCUGCACAGAAACCGGAGUAAAUGAGGUAACACAGCAGCAUCAAUCUCAUGACUCACUGGACGGGGUUGUCAGCUCAGAAACACCACCUCACAAAGAUGAAGUGAUGAAGGGGGAAAUAUGCUCACCUCUGAAGGAUGUUGAGCAGGAACAUUUGCUGACAAGUCAAUCAACUUUCAGUGAUAAGUGCAACACUAAUUCACCCAGUAAUCUAUACAUGAUGACAAAUAUUAAAUGGAGGGAAGAACAAAACCCUUCUGUUUCACAGUUAGACGCAACAUGCAUAAACAAAUCAGCAAGCCAAGAAUCGUCCCCAUCUGCCUCCGUCAAAAGGAAGAGAAGGAAGAAGAGGCGACUCAGCUUUGAGCCGGCUGAGAGUGCGCAUGGAUAUGAGAGGCAGGUUUUGAUUCAGCCGAGUGACUCGGAGGACGAUCGGUAUGCAUGGAGAGGAGGAACGAGUUUAUCUGAGGAUGUGAAUUUAUUUCAUUUAAAUGAACCACAAAAAAAUGUUGUGUCUUUAUAUUCAGGUACAAGUAAUCUCCCUGUGAGGAUAUCUAAUAAGGAGAUAAAAGCAAACGGUCUUUCUCACACUGUUCCUCCAUGUGAUGGUCAAUACCAAUAUUUACCAGAGGGCAUGGUUAGACAGGGAAGGUGUAAAGCAACAAACACAGCUGAAAAUAAUGGAACUCAUGAUAGGUCAGUAACCCCAUGGAGUCAAACUGAUGGUGGUGUAAUGUCAGCAGCAAACAACAGUGGUAAUGUGGUAACAAAUUUACAGCCAUGCACUGGAUUAGAAAAAGAAGGAUUAACUGGACUGAACAAAUAUUCUUGUUUGCCUGUUUCAGUUAGUGCCACUGUAACUGGUGAAUCAGACCUGGUCAGAAACACAGGAAACAGUGACAGAAAGGACACUCUUGCAGAGAGUCUCCAGCAGUCUGAUGAAAUGAAUCAGUCUAUCAUUGGAUGUGAAAAUGAACAAAAUCUAAAAUGCUGUACAGCAGAGGUCGAAUCAAUCACUCACAGUAUUUUAUCAAGCGCAGAGUCAAAUGGUCGCGCUAUGGACAUCUGCCAAAAUGACAAACUAUCCACUGCUAAGUCAGUCCUGGCUGCAGACGCUGGAAAUUCUGGCAGAGACAACCACACACUGUGUCAAAGAGAGGCUGAGCCCCAACAGCAGCUGGAAAUUGACUGUCAUGACACAGACCAAUAUAGCUCUACACUGGAAAAGACUUAUGGCCUCAACACAAAACCCCAACAAUUCCAAACCAGAGCCUGUCCACUCUUAGAGGAGAUUCCCAGCAAAGUGACCUGUGGUAAAUUAACAUCAGAUUGUAUCAAUUCAUCCCCUGAUAAAAGGCAUCUUUCUAAAAGUCCCUCCAGUUUAGAUAUAAAUAACACAGUACAGAAAACAGAAGAUCCUCUGGAGGUUAUUUUAUCAGAUACAGAUGCAACAGCUGGGAGUGCUCAAUUAGCAGCAUCACAAUUAAUGGCUAGUCCCUGCCCAUCUGACGAAAUGAAUCCAACAGGCGGCAGUCAGAGAGAAACCAAACUGUCCAUGUCUGAAGACUCAAUAACAAAUCCUUCAGAUUUUACAUCAAUAUCAUCCUGCUGUACUCUGGACACAGAAUCUGUCAGGUCACUCUCAAAUGAAAAUAUCACAGACUUGUCGGGAAGUCAAAAUGAGUCUGGAAGACGUGGUGAAAAAAACCCACUAAUCUUGGCAAAACAUGAGGAAGGAGAAGCUAAAUCUGAACCCAAAAGCCAGUCCGCAUCAAAUGACUCAACAGAACCAAAAUAUGAUUUACUGGGCGGAGCAGAAGAUGCUGUCACAGAAUCCCGAGCUGAAUGCAAACCUAAAACGGCACCAGAUUCAAAACGUUCAGUGUUUGCCAUGUCUUCUUUUUGGAGUGAGAUGGAGAAGCUGACAAUAAAUGACAUUAUGCAUUUACGAAUGAGCAAAGCUCCUCCACCCAUCUCCCUGCCACCUUUACAGGAAAGUGAGGAGACCAGCAUGUUUGCUACAACUGAUUCAGGCCUUUUUACGCAACUGGAUGAGUCCAAGCCGGAGCCAACCAAUGAGGACAUGUCCAGUGUUCCUGGUUCUGCAGAAUCAAGUCUAGGUUGUUUUAAGGCAGUUGAUUCUUCUUCAAGAGGUGUCAUGUGGGAGAGUGAACCCGUCCCAGUGAGCCAUGUUACUGAUAUCUACCCUGAGAGUAUGACCUUGACACCCGUGAGUGACAAUUCUCCACCAGUCCUCUCUGGAAGUUCUCGAAACAGCCUGAGAAAGAUUUCCAAAAAUGUAAGUGUGCAAAAUCUACAUGCCCUGGAAUCUCAGUCUUUCAGCUCCAAAUGGAAAAGCCAAACUUUACAAACCUUAGAUGAAGAAGAAUCAGGAAAAGCAGAGUAUUUUUCUGAUGAACAUAUUUCUAAGCAAGACAAAGACAUGGACCCUUCCUCGUUAAAAGACAGCUACAAAAUCUCUGUUAUGGAUAUAUUUCAGUACUUCUUUGGUGGAAAACAAUCGAUUCCCAGCCAAUCAGCUCCAGAUAACACAACCACUUUCUACACUGAUGGAAAUUCUGUUCCUGAAACAUAUGAUCAUUUUUUCUCUGAGUUUGAUACAGAAAACUUCUUCAGCCCUCUGAUCACAGCAGAAGAUCAGGCCAAAGACAAGAUGGUUCCUAUCUUUUCCUACUCUCGCUCAGCUAAUAGAAAUCUACAGUUCCCUGAGGCUUAUGACCAUUUCUUCUCAUCCUCUUCUACUGAUGAUUCUUCUGUUGAGUCUGAUGAAGAAGAAGAAGAUAACUGCAGUCCUGUUAGGGUGGUGACCAGGUUCAGCCGUAAGACAAGCGCAUCUCAGAUUUCUACAGACAUUUAUGAGAAUUUCUUCACGGAUAGCGACCUCAGACAGAAUUUUUUCUGGAAAACAACACUCUCCUUCAGGAAUAUUAAUUUGGCUGGAUCUACGGUCCAGAAGAAGACUCUCCCAAGCUCCCUGGCUCAUGUACCUGUGAGGCAAAGUGGCAGAUCCCUUCGAAGGACGGUUUAUCCCAGCAAUGCUCUGGGAAAUCAAGAUGUGAUGUUUCCUGAUCCACUUCUCUACCACCUGGAGGACAGGAUCUUUAUGCAACAAGCACAGCAGCCUUUCCGAUAUGAGGACCUACAGACAGCUGUUUCAAAUCCAAGACUGGAUGCCUCCCUCCUGCCUCUCAGACAGUCAGAUAUGUGUCUGGUUUGUAUUGCAUUUGCCUCAUGGGUACUGAAGACUGCAAACCCACAAGUCGGCGAUGCCUGGAAGGCUGUUCUGCUGGCGAAUGUAAGUGCUCUGUCAGCAAUCCGAUACCUGCGUAAGUACGUCAAGAUGGAGGCGGCAGCCAGUGAGGAGAAACUUCAUGACACCACCCCAUCUGAGUCCUGAUCUCCCUGCGUUAUAUGCGUCACAAUUGAAAUGCUCAGUUUUUCCAUGAACACCCGAUGUGAGUCGCUGCAGGUUCUUGAAAGGAAUAUGACACAUUUUGAUGUGCUGUUACAUGUUUGCACUACACACUUGCACUGUAAUUGCUUUAUUAAUCUUAAAUUUCACUGAAAAAGGAGGGAAAGGGUUUCGACACUUGUUUUGCGUCUGCAAGGCAAGAUGAGACAUGUAUAUUUAUCAGACAGAAAGCCAUAGACAGGUUUGUAAAUAAGGUUUCAGAAAGUAAGAUUAGCAGCAGGUUUACUCAGACCUGUACCAAGUUGAGAUGUAAGAUGGAUAUGUGAUAAAUGGAUUAAGUUGAGGCACUCAAAGAAUUCAAAAUGGUGCUGUUAGAGCAUGUUUGUUACCAUCAAAUUACUUUUAUGUAGCGAAUGCUUUUAUCCAAAGCGUAAGUGUUGUAACAAUAAUUGGAAAUGUUUUACAAAAUGAGUGCGAUCACAUCUGUUGCAAUAUUUUAAAGACCCUUAAUUGUAAUUGUGUAAUUAAUUUAGGGGACUGUAUUCUGUGCCAGUAUGGAUUAUAUAUUUUAUGAAGGGCAUUUUAUUUUAAUGAUAGAUGAUUUAUAGAUGGUUGUACAGUAUUGUUUCAUAAGGGCUGCUCUGUGAGCUGUUGAUGCCUUUCAGUUCAACUACAGUAAACAGCAUUUAUGACUUGUA